Chelmon rostratus (copperband butterflyfish) is the source of this 2274-nucleotide messenger RNA. RefSeq names its product solute carrier family 26 member 1 (gene slc26a1). Gene Ontology annotation, molecular function: oxalate transmembrane transporter activity; chloride transmembrane transporter activity; secondary active sulfate transmembrane transporter activity. The record is from RefSeq and is a predicted model, not a curated record. Gene Ontology annotation, biological process: transmembrane transport. Gene Ontology annotation, cellular component: membrane. NCBI's taxonomy places the organism in Eukaryota, Metazoa, Chordata, Actinopteri, Chaetodontiformes, Chaetodontidae.
AUGGCCGAUGUUGCCUCCUGCUUGCAUUCGAGCUGCUCCUUUUCUCUGGGAGCACAGCUGACCACGUCAACCUCCUCCCCUUCCCUCUUACUCUUACCGUGCCGCCUCCUCUUCAUCCCAAAGACCAUGGAGGAGGUCACUAAGGUCACAGAGACCACAUCGGCCUCACCCCCUCUCCUGGAGCGGCAGGUUCGCCAGCGACAGCCCACAGUUUCAGUCCUCAAAUCUAAGCUGAAGCAGAGUGUGGCCUGUUCUGUGCCCAGAGUCCGAUCCACCCUGACAGGUUUCUUCCCUGUGGUGCGCUGGCUGCCUAAAUACAAGCUCAGAGAGUAUGUCUGGGGUGACAUGAUGUCGGGCGUUCUCGUCGGCAUCAUCUUGGUACCACAGGCCAUCGCCUACUGCUUGCUGGCAGGAGUGGAGCCCAUCUACGGUUUAUACACUUCAUUUUAUGCCAACAUCAUCUACUUCUUGAUGGGAACAUCCAGACACGUCUCUGUGGGGAUCUUCAGUCUCAUGAGCCUCAUGGUUGGACAGGUGGUGGAUAAGGAAUUAUUCCUGGCAGGUUUCGACCUCAAUGAGGACUCCACAACGUCUGGGCUUGAUGUGUUGAAUGCCACCCUGGGCACCAACCUCACAGCUGGUAAACUUCACACCGUGGAGCUAAUGGGUCUGCAGUGCGGGAAGGAGUGUUACUCCAUCAGCAUCGCUACUGCACUUACAUUUCUGGCUGGCAUCUAUCAGGUAAUGAUGGCGGUGUUUCAGCUAGGCUUCGUCUCUGUAUACCUUUCGACUCCUAUGCUGGAUGGUUUUGCCACUGGAGCCUCUUUCACCAUCCUGACCGUGCAGGCGAAAUACCUGUUGGGUCUAAAGAUUCCUCGUCACCAGGGCUACGGCACAGCUGUCGUCACCUGGAUCAACAUCUUCGCCAAUAUUCAUAAGACCAACCCGUGCGACCUCAUCACUAGUGCCAUCUGUAUCUCUGUGUUAGUGGCAGGGAAGGAGAUCCAGGACCGCUACAAGGAUCGUCUAAAGAUCCCUCUGCCCACUGAGCUGAUAGUAGUGGUUGGAGCUACACUUGCCAGCCACUUUGGGGAGCUGAACAGCCGAUACAGCUCCAGUGUUUCUGGCCACAUCCCCACAGGGUUCAUUCCUCCCCAGGUGCCCAGCUCUGGUCUGAUGGCACGGGUGGCACUGGAUGCCAUUCCUCUGGCAGUCAUUAGUUUUGCCUUCACAGUGUCGCUGUCCGAGAUGUUUGCUAAGAAGAACGGCUACACGGUUCGUCCUAACCAGGAGAUGUUGGCCAUCGGCUUCUGCAACAUCAUCCCCUCCUUCUUCCACUCUUUCACCACCAGUGCAGCACUGGCAAAAACCAUGGUGAAGGACUCAACAGGUUGCCAGACACAGGUAUCGAGUUUGAUCAGUGCCCUGGUUGUCCUUCUAGUCCUCCUCUUCUUCGCACCUUUCUUCCACGAUCUCCAGAAGUGUGUUCUUGCCUGCAUCAUUAUUGUCAGCCUUCGGGGUGCACUAAGAAAAUUCAAGGAAGUCCCGGGUAAGUGGCGCGCCAGCCGGAAUGACGCCAUCGUGUGGCUGCUCACCAUGUCAGCCACGGCUCUGAUCAGUGUGGAGAUGGGCCUCCUGGUCGGAAUAGUUUUUUCCAUGAUGUGCGUCAUCUAUAAGACCCAGAACCCUAAGGUCUCUCUCCUGGGCCGGGCCAGUGGCACUGAUCUUUAUGAGGAUAUGGACGAGUACAAGGACCUCAUGCCACCACCUCGGGUUCAGGUCUUCCGCUUCCAGGCUCCUCUUUACUACGCCAACAAAGACUCAUUCCUCAGAUCCCUCUACAAAGCUGUGGGAGUUGAACCUUUCCUGGAGAUGACUAAAAGGAGAAAGGCAGAGAAGAAGGCCAAAGAGAUGUCCUCAAAACAGGCCAAGGCAAACGGCGAGAAAAACAACGGAGAGGUCGUCGUUGGACUCGUCCAAAGAGAACUGGAUUUCCACACGAUAGUUUUAGACUGCUCUGCCAUCCCCUUCAUAGACUCGACAGGCAUGGCCACAUUCAAAGGGCUGGUCAAGGAAUAUAAGGAGAUCAGGGUGAGCGUGCUCCUUGCCAACUGCAACACCUCAAUCAUUGAUGUCCUGCAGAAAGGACAAUUCUUUGGGAAGGAUGACAAAGACAUGAGCAGCCUGCUGUUUCAUACAGUUCAUGCGGCAGUUCUUCACGCCGACAGCACGUUCGCAGCCACAGAAAGCAGGUCAGAAGACUCUGUGGUGUAG